AUGCGGCUUUUCCAACGUCGUAACGUGUUUGGCUCUCCCCCCACAUUCCCUCCCCCUCACCUCCCCCUCUCUCGCCCCCCCCGACCUUCGCACCCCAGUCCCCCAGGGUACUAUUUCCGGGCGGGCACGGGGGCCGGCAAGAGCAUGUGGCACAUCUACCUGCCGCACGGGGGGUGGUGCCGCAAUGCCAACGAGUGCGUCGGCAGGAGCAAGACGGCACUCGGCAGCAGUACAUUCUACCCCGACGAUCCCACCAACGCGACCAUCCCCUCCCCGGGUUUCAACGGCAUUCUGAGCAGCAACAGCAGCAUCAACCCGCCUUUCUACAACUGGAACCUCGUUCGUCUCAUCUACUGCGACGGUGGCGGCUACUCGGGCACGGCAGGGCGGCUGGAAAUAAACAAUGACACGGCGAUUAAUCUGGACGGGUGGAACAUCGUUCAAGCGGUGAUAGAGGGUGCGUUGUGA
Closterium sp. NIES-65 is the source of this 468-nucleotide messenger RNA. The record is from the annotation of a GenBank genome assembly. Lineage: Eukaryota; Viridiplantae; Streptophyta; Zygnematophyceae; Desmidiales; Closteriaceae.